Messenger RNA from Mustela erminea (ermine), 7265 nucleotides. It is a transcript of the gene CCDC141, whose product is annotated as coiled-coil domain containing 141. The coding region runs from base 350 to 4792 and encodes 1480 amino acids. The transcript is spliced from 25 exons. The record is from RefSeq and is a predicted model, not a curated record. Lineage: Eukaryota; Metazoa; Chordata; Mammalia; Carnivora; Mustelidae.
GAUGUAAUUUUUUUCCCAUUUGCUGUUAAACAUCAACUGAUAGGCAGAGAGCUAGAAGCUGCCCUCCCCAUUUAAGAUAAUGGCAAAAAUAUCAGGCACUUAGUGUUACCAUACCAGGGGUGUGGCGAUUCUUUUUCCUUCUCUUCUCUCUCUCCCCCUCUCGUGAUAAACUCAAUGGGGUUGUCUAUUUUUAACCUCCUGUUCUUUCCUUUUGGCAGAGUAAUCAGUAUGAGCUGAGCUCUUCCCCUGAAUGAAUCCAAGUAACCCCAGUGACUGCCUUCUGAAAUGACCAGCAGACACACAUCUGUCCAGAGGCUGUCCAGAGUAUAAAUUCUGGUUCUAACGUGCCAUGUCCAGCCAAGGAAGUCCUGAUGUGGAGUUUUCGACGACAACAGUCAGUUCAGUAGCUGUUCAGGCUGGGGACUCCAAAAUCGUGAUAGCUGUCGUAAAGUGUGGCAAGUGGGUGCAACUUCAGUUGGCUGAAUCACAGCCCAAUCUUCUAGAAAUUGGUAGCAGUCAAGAUGAGACCAAAAAGCUUCUUCAUGAUCAUGAACUUCUUUUGGGCAAGCUCAAGGCUUUGGAAGAUCAGGUAUGGGAACUCUUGCAGGAGGCAGACAAGACAGCUGAAGAGAACAAGGAUCGGAGUCAGGUGUAUGAUGCCAUGGCCAACACCUUGGGUGAAGCAUGGGCAGCCCUUGUCUCUAUGCUUGAAAGAAGAAGGGAGCUCCUCAGGUUGACUUCAGAAUUUUUUGAAAAUGCCUUGGAGUUUGCUAUUAAAAUAGACCAAGCUGAAGAUUUCCUCCAGAACACCCAGGAAUUUGAGAGUGCCGAGUCUUUAAAAUCACUUCUUCAGCUUCACGAACAUCAUACCAAAGAACUCUUAGAACGAUCUCUAGCCCUUUUAAACAAAAGUCAACAGCUCACUGAUUUCAUAGAAAAAUUCAAGUGUGAUGGACCUAAUGUGAAUCCUGAGUUGAUUCAGGGAGCUCAUAACAGCUGUUUGAAGAUUGACAACCUUCUUGAGCUUCUCCAAGACAGGAGACGGCAAAUCGACAAGGACCUGAAGCAACAACAACAAGAACUGCGUCAGGUUCUGCAGAUAUGUCAGUGGGACCAGCAAGAAAAUCAGGUUACGUGUUGGUUUCAGAAAACCUUAAGAGAUUUACAGGAACAAAGUCUAGGUUCAUCACUUUCAGACAAUGAGGAACUAAUCUGUAAACAUGAGGAACUGAUAAUACAAGCAAAGGAAUGGAAUUCUGCUGCUGAGAAGCUGAGGAGUGAUGCCCUUGGGAUUCUGCUGUCCAAGGGCUACACGGAGAAAGAGCACCUACGGCUCUCUAACCAGAAACUGCACCAGCUUCAAGGAGAAUGUCGUCAGCUCAUGGCGGAGAGGGAAACUUGGUUAAAAAAGGCAAAUGGGUUUUUUUGCAGUACGAAUAAGGCAUUUGAUGUACUUGGGAGAGUCGAAGCUUACCUUAAGCUCCUUAAAUCAGAGGGUUUAAGUCUGCCUGUCUUGGCAGCGAGGCAUGAGGAAUUACACAGAGAAAUUAAAGACUGCACAGCUGAUGCUUUGCAAAAGGGACAAGCCUUAAUCAGCCAAGUAGACUCCUGUAGCUCUCGGGUAAGCGGAGUCCACGAGAUGAUGCGAUGCAUUCAGAGACGAGUGGACCAACUGACCCAACAGUGUUCAGCGCACAAAGAAUUUGCUCUUAAGAAACAGCAGUUAAUUGCCUCGGUGGAGGGCCACCUCAAGAAGGUGGAAAUGUCAAUUCAGAAAAUCAGUCCAGUACUUUCCAAUGCAAUGGAUGUCGGUUCCAACCUUUCUGAAUCAGGGAAGAUUUUGAGUAAAUACUUGGAGCUAGAUAUGCAAGUUAAGGAGACAGCACAUGAAUUAGAAACAGCUGCAAAGCUUAUGACAGAGAAAAAUGAAUUUGAACCUGACGAAAUGGCAUUGCUUUCUUCUAAAGCUAAGUGGUUAGAGGAAGAAUUAAAAAUACUUGGCCAAAGGAUCAGCUCCAGGUCACAAGUCCUGCAGUCUUAUGUGGCAUUUCUCAAGUCCUCAGAAGAGGUACAGGAGCAGUAUCAGAGCCUAAAGGAAUUUUACCAAACUGAAAUCCUGCAGAAGGAAGAGGAUGAUGCUGAAGUCAAGCAUCGAUCAGAUUCAGCUGAGAAGCAGUGGCAGCUAUUUUUGAAGAGGAGUUUUUUAACUCAAGAUCUAGGGCUUGAGUUCCUUAAUUUAAUAAAUAUGGCAAAAAGAGAUGAAAUAUUAAACAUGAAAAGUGAAGCACACUUUAUGGAGAACACUAUGGAAAGCCAGAAGGCAGAAAGAGAAGAACUUGGCCACCUUCGGAUAACAUGGCAACUUGAGGGCAUUGCUACUCAGCCUGUGAAACAGCAGUGGGGAGCAUUCAAGGAACAACUUAGAAAGACUACUCACAACUUACAACUUCUUGAGGAAGCACUUACGCCUGUGUCUGCCCUUGACCUUGGAGGGAACCUCCAGACCAUUUUAGGGCUACAGAAAAAAUGGAACGAAAUGAAGCCUCAGCUCCAGCAACUGAAUGAUGAAGUUCGGUACCUCCUAAGAGCAUCGGAAGAGCUAAGUGGCAAAGGAGCCCCUGUGAAAGAGAAGUCCCAGCAGCUGAGGGAGCUUAUUCAUCUCCACCAAACACAGGAGGAGAGAAUCCGAGAUUACGAGGAUAUCCUGUACAAGCUGGUCUGGUUCCACCAAGUCAAGGAGAAGCUGGGUCAUCUCCACAAAUCCAGGGAAACAGAGUUUGUAGACCAGCCAGAGGAUCUGGAGGAUGCCCACGAAGCCCAAGUCCACCUCAGUCGUGCUCAGGAGAAGCAGGCACACAUCGAUCAUCUCCAUAAACUGGCCCUUUCCCUGGGAGUGGACAUCAUCUCAUCAGUGCAGCGGCCUAACUGCUCUAACGUUUCCGCAAAGAACCUGCAGCAGCAGCUGGACCUCCUCGAGGGGGACAGUGGGAACUGGCGUGCCAGAGCCCAGGAGUAUGAACGGACCCUGACCUGCAGCCUGGAAUUCUGCAACGCAAGGGACAGUAUAAACGAGCUCAAAGAGUCAUUCAAAGAUAUCAAAAAGAAAUUCAACAAUUUAAAGUUUAAUUACACUAAGAAAAAUGAAAAGGCUCGGAAUCUGAAGGCUCUUAAAUAUCAAAUUCAACAAGUUGAUGUGCAUGCUGAAAAAAUACAGGCUUUGAAAAAGAAAAUGGAAAAAGUUGAGAAUAGAACUUCUGAUUCUUUCUUGAGUUAUCCAAAUAAUAAAGUUAAUGUUCUUUUGGAAGCCAUGAAGGAUUUGCAAGAACAUGUGGAUGAGUUUGACAAAGUUGUGACAGAUUACAAGAUGACUUUGGACCUGACAGAGCACCUCCAGGAGAUGAUAGAAGAGUGUCACUUUUGGUAUGAAGAUGCAAGUGCCACAGUUGUAAGAGUUGGAAAAUAUUCCACAGAAUGCAAGACAAAGGAAGCUGUGCAAAUUCUCCACCAGCAAUUCAAUAAAUAUAUCAGGCCCUCCGUGCCUCAGCAAGAAGAAAGGAUUCAGGAGAUCAGUGACCUAGCUCAGCGCUUAUAUGGUUUUGAAGAAGGACAGAAAUAUGCUGAGAAAAUAAUGGCAAAACACAAAGAGGUUCUUGAAUCUAUCACUGAAUUAUGUGUCUCUCUCACAGAGCUUGAAGAAAAGCUGAAGCAGGGGGACAUUUUAAAGACAAAUGUGAAUUUGGAAGACCUCCAUGACGACUUCAUCGACCUGCUAAAAGAACCAGCGAGAAAUACGCAGACACUAUUCAAUGAAGAAAGGAAUAAGGUGCAGGGAGCAGGAGAUUUGGCCAUCAAUGGAACAGGAGAGGGUCAGUAUCCCCAGCACCUGAAGGAGCCGCCCUCUGACAGAGAGGCUGCUGUCCAAGGCCAGCUCUUGCCUGCAGACACGCUUUCUGGAGAAGAAUAUGAAUGUGUCUCACCUGAUGACAUCUCCUUGCCUCCACUCCCGGGAAGCCCCGAUCCCCCGCUUGGCCCGGCUGACAUGGACGUGGAGGAGCGUGCCAGCCCUUCCCUCAGCAUUCACACAAGCAGCUACAAGAUGCAGACUGGGGCCAGCAGGCCAGGGGAGGCCCAGGCCUUGGGCAUUCCACCCCCUGCUGCUUUUGCUGACACUUACAAUGAUGAGAGAGAAACUUUCUCAAGUCAUUUUGAGAGGCCUUACCCCCAGUUCAAAGCUGAGCUCCCAUUAACCUCCAGAGGAUUUCUGGAAAAAAGUACUGCCUUCUGCACAAUCAGGGCUAAACAUCCAGAGAGCAUGCCGAGUGAAGUGCAUGACAGAGCUUCACAGCAGCACCCUCAGGCUCAGGGACGUUUGCUAGAAACCCGGGAGAAAGUGCAUGUCAGUGAUAACAUCACUAAACCCCAAGACAGGCUGCAUGCUUCCCAGGAUGCAUUCCCAGGCCUUGGGUUUCUCUCAGACCCCGGACGGGCCUAUCAGAGGCAAAUGGUCCCCAAAGACGAGAUUAAAUGCACAUCAGCAAAGAACACUGUGGUCAGCCUUGCUGGCCAGGCACCUAAUUUCUCCAGACUCCUGUCUAAUGUAACUGUCACAGAAGGUUCGCCAGUGACUUUGGAAGUUGAAGUAACAGGAUUUCCAGAGCCUACUCUGACAUGGUACAAGAAGGGCCAGAAAUUGUCUGCUGAUGGGCACUUACAGGUUUUACACAAGGAGACAAGACAUUCGGUGUUCAUUCCGAAGCUUCCUAUGAUAUUUUGGGGAUUUCGAAAGAGAUAAAUUAUUUGAAGGAGAUGACACUCACCAGAGCAACGGGAUACUUGAUGUGGAACAUAAAUCAAAUUUGAUCAUUUGCUGGCCAUUGUCAUUAUCACUGGACCAAGAGAGAAAAAUUAGAAAGACAUUGUAAUUAGAGAACUGUAGAGCUGAGCUUUCUCCAACAAUAAUGAUUUUAAUAUUAGAAGAAAAUCAAAUCCCAGAGUGGACGAUUUAUUGGCUGGUACUCUGCUACACUGCAAGAAUGAAUGUACCUUUCAUGAAUUAGUACUUCCUACAAGCAAGAAUGAACUUAUGUUGCUAGUCUUAGAUUUUUUUGAUAGAAACCAGAACUAAAAUAUGUCAGACAUUGUAUUGUACUUUCAAAGUAAUCAGUGCCAUGAAGUUAUAUCUUGUUCCAUUAAUUAAUUGAAGGGUAGAAUACAAAUGACUACUUUGACACCUCCAUUUAAUUGGGAACUUCAAUGAAACUAAUCAUUCUGUAUUUUCUAAAUGUUAGCUAGAAGUGCUUUCUUUAUUUCCCUAUUCUUGAAGGCGAUUUUUGGUCACAUGCAUCAUUCGUCUAAAAUAGAAUGGUUUAUUCUUUACCACUUAAAAGAAAGCUAACUGAUGCACCACAAAGUCAAGUACUGAACAUGUAUUUUAUCAAAAGCUUUGUAAAGAUAACUGUAUAAACAAUGAAGUACUGUUAAGAUCCCAUCCAGGACUUAGAAAUACAUAUGCAAGGAGAGUACUCAUUGUAGUUUCUGUUCAAACCUACAGCAACAUAAUAUGAAUUUGAACAAAUAUUAAUUUACUAUUACAAUUAAAAAUGGACCAUAACAAGUGUACAUGAGCAAGUUAGGACCACAAUCUCAGAUAAAGGGCCUAGUUUUCUUGGGACAUGAGUCCCAUUCCCUGCUUUCACAUCUAACCCAUCAGCCAGUUAGAGGAACGAUGCUAUCUCACAGGGAGUGUUAGAAUGCGAAAAAUCUAUAGUUUCUUUAAAUGUGAGAAAUUGUCACUAGUUGUUUUAACCAUAGUUAUAUAGCAUGGAAUAUCACCUGUCAUUAGAAUCAUUAUGAAUUAAUAAAAACCAUUUCAAGUGUUUUGGAUCUUGGUGAUACAAAUGGGGUGUGUGUGUGUGUGUGUGUGUGUGUGUGUGUGUGUGUGUGUAUACCUGUUUGUUAGUAUGAGUUCUUAUCUGUAUGAAUUAGGUAAUAUAUAAAGUGCCCAGGUGAUGUAUGAUGCAUUGAGUUUGGAGAAACACUUGAUGGGACCAGUUCUAUGAGCAACUGAUGACCAAGAGUUAAUGAAGAAACAGACUUUUCUUAUUUUAGCAUGGUGUAAUACAGACAUGUAUUUAUACUACAUCCUACAAGAUAAAUACUCAGCCAAAUUCCAGUUUUAUAAAUGUAUAAUUAAAAACCAGUAUAUUUCAAACAGAAUUCCCAAAUAGCAGAUCAAAAUAGGAAAAUACAAUUCCAAUCUAUAUACACAUAUAUCAACUUCAAAUACAAAUCCAUUUAUAUUCCUUAUAGAUAGCAAUCCUAAAGGAGUUAUUCUAAAAUAGAACUUAGAGGUUACUUUUAUUUUAAUGUAGUAUCAUAAAUCAUGAUCAAGAAGCUGCUGUUGUUUUUUUUUAAAUCCAUUGGCUAUUGUAUUUGAAUUUUCCAUAUGAAGUACUAAAUGUGGUUUUUAAAGGCGAAUUUCUCUAGCUCAUUUCUUAAAGUUAUUAAAGCAUGUAUGAUUACUUCAAGAACAAAUGUUUUGUGUGUUCAUUUCUUUUCUACUGCUAAUGGUUUAUGCAUGUGGAUAAUGAAAUGUAUAUUAUGUCUACUAAGUACCUAGAAACAGCAUAAUUUACUUACCUCUUUCUUUGCUCUACUGGGAGCUUCUUAAACUGUAAUUCUUUGUACAUUAAACAUUAAAUCUUUGUAAAAGUAAUACAUUUAAUCUGAUUAGUUCUUUCAGCCUCUUGCAGAUAAGGGGUAUUUAUUCUUGUAUAAAUAUUGACUCACAAAUGCUCUUAAUAAAUGCAACUGCUCAAUUCAAGAGGAAAAAUCAUGGUGUUUAAUAUUUGAUAAGAAAUAUACUCCUAUUUAACAUUCCAUUGUAGAAUAGUGAUCUGUUUUAUAACUGGACAGUAAUCAAAGUAAGUGAAGACAGUUUUCUGAUUUCAAAUUUACUGAUUCCUCACAGGAAACUACUCUGAGAGUGGUAGAGUCCUGUUUGAAAAUGAAUUCAAGUUUAGGCAUCACAUGUUUAGUCACAUAGUUUUGAUGAUGUGUGGGAUUUAGGCAACGCCACCAAGAACUCUGCAAAACAGGUACCUGGAGAAUAGCAAACUUGUGUGUUCCAAACCCACUGUGCUGCCCCACUUAAUCUCGUAGGGCCACAGCAGGCCACGCAUAUUAUAAAGUGAUUUUCUGUUUGAAAAUAUGCCAAAGGUUUGAAAGGUCCCCCAAUAAUGGGUCCAUGAUUAAAGGAGCGAGAC